Molecule: messenger RNA, 2811 nt
Organism: Ambispora leptoticha
Lineage: Eukaryota; Fungi; Glomeromycota; Glomeromycetes; Archaeosporales; Ambisporaceae
Source: the annotation of a GenBank genome assembly
AUGUCGACUUCUAUGCGUGGACUGACCGUGUUCAUCGCGGACAUACGAAACUGUCGAGUUAGAGAGCUAGAAGAAAAACGAAUAAAUAAAGAGAUGGCAAACAUUCGAGCAAAGUUUAAAGAUGGCAAUUUAAAUGGAUACCAAAAGAAGAAAUACGUAUGUAAACUUUUGUACAUGUACAUACUUGGCUGGGAUAUCGAUUUUGGGCAUAUGGAAGCUGUUCAUUUGAUUUCAAGUAACAAAUAUAGCGAAAAACAAAUUGGUUACUUGGCAGUAACUCUUUUAAUGCAUGAGAAUAGUGACUUGGCGCGUCUAGUAGUAAAUUCUAUACAAAAAGAUCUUUUAGAAAAUAAUGAAAUAUUUAACUGUCUAGCCCUACAUGCGAUUGCUAAUAUUGGUGGACGGGAAAUGGCUGAAUCAUUAGCGAACGACGUUCACAAGCUAUUAAUCUCUCCAGCUUCAAAAGGGUUUGUUAAGAAGAAGGCGGCGUUGACCUUGUUACGGAUGUACAGAAAACAUCCUGAUGUUAUUCCCGCCGUAGAUUGGGCCGAAAGAGUUAUACAGCUAAUUGACGAUUUGGAUUUGGGAGUUGCCUUAUGUGUCACUAGCUUGAUAAUGGCUCUGGCUCAAGACAAUUUAGAGGCAUAUUUGGGCUGCUAUGAAAAAGCAGUCAGUCGACUUAAAAAAAUCGUGGUAGAGAAAGAAUACUCUCUGGAUUAUGUUUAUUACAAAGUUCCAAUUCCUUGGUUGCAAGUAAAACUACUAAGACUUUUACAAUAUUAUCCGCCAUCAGAUGACGAAAGAGUGCGUGCCGAAUUGCAUGAUGUUCUCCAAGCUAUUUUAAGUUCCUCACAAGAAACACCGAGAAACAUUGUCAAUCAAGCCGCUCUAUUACUUGGACGUUUCAUAACUUCCAAAGAGACUAAUGUUCGAUAUCUUGGUUUGGAGACAAUGGCACAUUUGGCAGCGUGUGUCGAUUCUUUGGAACCGAUAAAAAAGCAUCAAGAUACUAUUUUGUUAUCACUUCGGGAUAAAGACAUUAGUGUGCGUCGUCGAGGCCUAGACCUUCUCUACAGUAUGUGCGACGUGACAAAUGCUAAAGCGAUAGUAACCGAACUGCUUCGUUAUUUGAAUAUAGCAGAUUAUGCUUUACGUGAGGAAAUGGUGCUGAAAAUUGCCAUAUUAACCGAACGAUUUGCCACCGAGUACCAAUGGUAUGUGGACAUUAUACUACAGCUUAUUAGCACAGCCGGUGAUCAUGUUGGUGAAGAAGUGUGGUAUCGUGUUGUGCAAAUUGUGACCAAUAAUGAAGAAUUACAAGAAUAUGCGGCAAGAACUGUCUUAAUUCAUUUACGUUCGAUAUCAUGCCACGAAAGUCUUGUUAAAGUAGGCGGGUAUAUACUUGGCGAAUUUGGACAUUUAAUCGCAAAUAUACCUGGAGCUAGUGCCAUUGAACAGUUUCACGCCAUUCAUUCGAAAUUCGGCUUGUGCACACUACAAACAAGAGCUUUAUUAUUGACCACAUACAUUAAAUUUGUCAAUCUUUUCCCCGAAAUAAAAGGUGACAUUUUAUCAGUGUUUAAUCAAUAUCGUCACGUACUUGAUGCGGAGUUACAACAACGUGCAGCCGAAUAUUUGGCAAUCGCCACGAUGCCAACCGAUGAUCUUUUACAAACAGUCUGUGAGGAGAUGCCGCCAUUCCCUGAACGGGAAUCUGCACUUCUUUCACGGCUGCAUCAACAACAUUCAGAUACCGAGGAUAAACGAACAUGGAUUAUCGGAGGAAAGGAUGUAAAUAAAGAACGAGAAAAUUUACGAAUGUCAUCCUUGAUAACUCGUAGUAAUUCUUCGGAUAACAAAAAAACCAAUGGUAAUUUUACUAUUCACAAUGGUAGCACCAGUAGUAACGGGGGAAGCACAAGUAGCAAUGGCAACAUAAAUGGAAGCAAUGGAUACGGUGAUGUUGACCUUUUAAGCUUUAGUGAUCUUAAUCUUAAUAACGAAAUCACGGAUUCUCCGACAACACUAACUAUUACUUCUCAACGAGGCGUAUUACCGGCAGAUAGUAUAACACCUGGCUCUGAACAAUGGUUUGGUAAAUUAAUCUAUAUGACAGAAGGUGUGAUUUACGAAGACACCCAAAUAUUAAUACGCCUUAAAUCCGAGUAUCAUGGCCAUAUGGGUCGAAUAGCACUCUAUUUCACCAAUAAAACUCAAAUACAAAUCACCUCAUUUAUCACAGUAAUUGAACAUAUUGAAAAUGUAAUAAUUACUACUCCCGGCCCACCUCCCUCGACAAUAGCACCAUCCAAUCAAAUCCAGCAAUUAUUCCAUAUUGAAUGUCAUAGCACAUUUACAGGCUCACCAAAUUUACGCGUGUCAUUUAUCAUUGGCAUUCCCGUUUAUACAAUUGGACUGCGCUUACCUGUUGUGAUCGCAAAGUUCAUGGAACCAAUCGAAUUAAACGGGCCAGACUUUUUCGCUCGUUGGAAACAGAUUGGUGGCGGACACCGCGAAGCACAGAAAGUUUUUAAGUCGGCUCAUCCAAUUGAUUUAGUAAAUGGUGGAAUUAGGAAUAUGAUUAGUGGGUUUAGGUUUGGAAUAUUAGAAGGUGUGGAUCCGAAUCCUAGCAAUGUUGUUGGAGCAGGCGUUUUACAUACUGCAAAGAGUGGCAUGAUUGGUUGUCUGAUGAGAUUAGAACCAAAUGUCGAUGCACAGAUGUAUCGAUUGACAAUUCGGACAACUAACGAAAUUGCGACGCAAGAAUUAUGUACUUUGUUAGAAGAUCGGCUAACUAACGAUAAGUUAUAA